AUGGGUCAAUUUAAAAAAGAGAAAGCAAGAGUUGCCCGAUCGAGGGAUGCUGGCGAUGAUCGUGCCACCAACAUUCGAGUCAAGGGUGAAAACUUUUACCGAGAUGCCAAAAAGUUGAAGUACAUCAACAUGCUCAAGAGUGGUAAACCCGUUCGCAAUGCUGCUGGUAAAAUCAUCAAGGCUGCCGAUUUCCAAAGCACUGAAGUCAAUACGGCGCGUGUUGCUCCCAAUCGCAAAUGGUUUGGCAACACUCGAGUCAUUGGACAAAAGGCUUUGGAAGAUUUCCGAGAAUCGCUCGGUGCAAAGAUUCACGAUCCUUAUCAGAUUCUUUUGAAGCAAAACAAACUGCCAAUGUCGUUGUUGCAAGAUCCUACCAAGCAAGGUCGUAUGCAUAUUUUGGAAACGGAAUCAUUCUCGACCACGUUUGGCUCAAAGUCGCAACGCAAGAAGCCUAAGCUUGCUAUUGGAUCCAUGGAAGAACUCAUGUCACGAGUAGACGAAACACAAGAUAACUACGUCUCCAGCAAAGAUACUAGUUUAUUGGCCAACAAAGAAAAGGAUUUUGUCGACGAAGCGCGUGGAUGGUACUUGCAAGCCGGCCAAUCGAAACGUAUUUGGAAUGAAUUGUACAAGGUCAUUGAUUCAUCUGAUGUCAUUAUCCACGUACUCGACGCCCGUGAUCCCUUGGGCACCCGUUGUCGCAAGAUUGAGAAUUUUAUUCGCAAAGAGAAGCCACACAAGCAUCUUUUGUUUGUUCUCAACAAGUGUGAUUUAAUUCCUCCAUGGGCUACUGCCAAAUGGGUUGCUACGCUAUCCAAAGAUUACCCCACACUCGCCUUCCACGCUUCGAUCAACAACUCAUUCGGCAAAGGCUCGUUGAUUCAGCUUUUGCGACAAUUCUCAAGCCUACAUACCGACAAGAAACAGAUCCAGGUUGGAUUCAUCGGCUACCCCAACACUGGCAAAUCGUCCAUUAUCAACACAUUGAAAGCAAAGAAGGUGUGCACUGUCGCUCCUAUUCCUGGUGAAACCAAGGUCUGGCAAUACAUUACCUUGAUGAAACGUAUCUAUUUGAUCGAUUGUCCUGGUGUCGUUCCUCCCAACCCUGACGAUAACGAAACCGAUAUCAUUUUGAAGGGAUCUGUCCGUGUAGAGAACGUACCUACUCCUGAAGACAAUAUACCGACCAUUAUGGAACGUGUACGAAAAGAAUAUAUUCAACGCACGUACGAUAUCAAGGAAUGGAACGAUGCUACCGAUUUCUUGGAAAAAUUGGCUCGCAAGACUGGUAAAUUGCAAAAGAAGGGAGAGCCCGAUUUCCACAAUACGGCCAUGAUGGUGUUGAACGAUUGGCUCCGUGGUCGAUUGCCCUACUAUGUUCCUCCUCCUGAAGCUGAACUGCCACGCACUGCCAAAGACGGAGGAAAAGAAGAAGAAGCCGUCCAGCAGCAGCAGCAGCAGCAAGAAUCCGAAGAGCAGGAACAGGAAAAGAAUAACAAGAAGGUUCAUGUUGAUCAGAUCUUUAAGAAUAUCCAUGUCUCUGUCAAUUACAUGGAAGAUGACAUGAAGAAGGAAGAGAUUGUUCAACCAGCAUCUGCUCAACAAGAAGAACAGCAGCCCGCUGAGGAACCAGAACAAAAGGGCGACGAAGAACCUACUGAUUGGGACGAGAUCUUUGAAAGUGUUGUUGGUGAAGAAGGUCCUGUCGCCAAGGCUCCUGUCAUUGAAGGCGAAGAAGGAGAGGAAGAACAAGUUGAUAGCGAACUUGAAAUGAGUGAUAUGGGCGAAGAAAUGCCUAGCGAUAACGAAGAUGAAGAAGAGGAGGCACCACGGAAGAAGACUAAAGAAGACAAAUCAUCGGCAGCUGCAUCAUCAUCCAAGAAGAAGAAGGUGGGUGUUCAUUAUUAUGAAACUGCCAACAUCAAGAACCGUAACCGUAAUAAGGUCAAGCCCGAUGAAGAGACAAAGAAAGUCAUGAAGAGUCGAUUGAAGGGAUCUGCGCAGGCAGGACUCAAGCGCAAGAGACGAUAG
This is a messenger RNA of Zychaea mexicana, 2031 nucleotides long. Its product is annotated as NUC091 domain-containing protein. The record is from RefSeq and is a predicted model, not a curated record. Gene Ontology annotation, cellular component: nucleolus. NCBI's taxonomy places the organism in Eukaryota, Fungi, Mucoromycota, Mucoromycetes, Mucorales, Lichtheimiaceae. Bases 1 to 2031 code for a protein of 676 amino acids. Gene Ontology annotation, molecular function: GTP binding. The transcript is spliced from 5 exons.